Messenger RNA from Lachancea thermotolerans CBS 6340, 1659 nucleotides. RefSeq names its product globin. Gene Ontology annotation, biological process: cellular response to nitrosative stress; nitric oxide catabolic process. The record is from RefSeq and is a predicted model, not a curated record. Bases 1 to 1659 code for a protein of 552 amino acids. The transcript has a single exon. NCBI's taxonomy places the organism in Eukaryota, Fungi, Ascomycota, Saccharomycetes, Saccharomycetales, Saccharomycetaceae. Gene Ontology annotation, molecular function: nitric oxide dioxygenase [NAD(P)H] activity; oxygen binding; FAD binding. Gene Ontology annotation, cellular component: intracellular anatomical structure.
AUGUUCGUGGGAACUAACCAUCGACCUAACGCUGCCCCACAAUUUGUUGAGUCCCUUUUGACUGAAAGUCAAAGCACGGAGGACAUAUGCCUUCAGUCGGGUGACCUUAAGCACAGAGUAUCAAGCGACAGAUCUUCUGAAAGGAUACGCUUGUUAAGACAGUCUGCCGUCUCUUCUGACACGUAUCCAAGAUCCUUCCUGGAUGCUUACCACGAUGAAUUCUCCUCUAGCAGCUCUAAUGGCGAAUUGACAUCUGAGAGAGGGGAAAGUGAAAAAGGAGAUGAGGCCAAGAUACCAAAGGGCAUUACUCCCGAGGCAAGCGUUACUUUCCAGAAGCACUACAAAAUGAGCCUUCAAUUGCAACCGCAUGAAAUUGAGAUGGUCCGGUGUUCGUGGUCGAUUUUGCUAGAUGACGAGUGCUCUAAGCCGAAGUAUGAUGCCUUUGUAGACAAGUGCGUGAAGCCAAGGAUAAAUGUGCCAUAUAAACCACCCGCUAAUGAGGAUUCGAAAAAUAACGUCAAAGAGCAAUUAGCAAAUUCCGGGAAAUAUGAAGAUGACUUAAAAGUACCAACGUUCUUGUUUGGGGCUCAAUUUCUUCAUAACAUUAGAGAGAUUAUCCCAACUAUUGAAAAUUCUUUCCCAGGUAUUCAGCAUGCUGCUUCUGGCGUAACUGGGGUGGUGGGUAUGGCUAUCAGUAAUCUAGAAGAUCUAUCGGUGAUGGACUAUUAUCUAAGCUCACUCGGGAAACAUCACGCUAGAAUACUGGGCGUGUACGCGAGUCAUUUUGAUGUGGCAGGGAUUGCUUUUUUGAAGACUUUGCGGGAUAGAUUCGGCUAUCAUUACACUAAAGAGCUUGACGAAUUAUGGUCCCGAAUAUACAUUUACUUGGCAAACAGUAUGCUCCAAUAUGGAAUCGAUCCAAUUUUGCAAGACUCAGGAUCUUCGGAGAUAACUCUUGGUUUUCCACAACUCAAAGAGGAUUCACUGUCAACAAGCAAUGCUGAUCUUUCUUCCAAAGAUUCUUGCGGAGAAAAUGAGAAAAUUGUCGGUAGCUUGUCAGAUCUGAGCAAAAAUUCGACGUACUCUAGCAAGUCAGCUAAAGAAGUUAGCUUGGUUUCAUCAAAUAAGCUGCUAUCACGAACGUCAGGUUGGCAAUCUUCAAAAAGUAGUGCAUCUUCUGGACAAGAAGGAAUAAACAGCAAGACAAAAAAAAAAGAACCAACCAGAAAUGUUGGGUCAGUUCGAGGGGGUGGAGCAUGGAGUGGUUCACAUCCGCAGCCAACAUUAGCAGAAGAAAGUAAUGUACAUUAUGGGGCGAGCGUGAGAGGAGGAGGUGGUUGGCAGCGGAGCAGUGGUCGGAGUCCUUCAGAAAAAGAUUUUAAGGGGAAUUCAAUUGGAGUUGUUAAUGAUGGAAAGCAUGCCUUGAGUACAUCAAGAAUCAACGGCAAAUCUAAUUUCUCGUUGCCAGCUAGCCGGCCAGGUGCCACAUAUGCUGGAAAAACCUCAGAUAUAACAGGCAAGACGCAUUUGCGUUGUAGUGAAAAUUACGAAAUGGUUACCAAAGCCUAUUCUACAGUCAAUAGCACUGCCCGGAGCAGUGGAGGCGUCAGAGGCGGCGGCGGUUUUAACAGUGGAAAUGGCGACUGCACUUUAAUGUAG